Messenger RNA from Gongylonema pulchrum, 352 nucleotides. Lineage: Eukaryota; Metazoa; Nematoda; Chromadorea; Rhabditida; Gongylonematidae. The record is from the annotation of a GenBank genome assembly.
AGAUGAGGCGCAAACACAGCCGCUGACCGUGGACACAUCGACGUUGGAGGAGAAAUUGGACGUGAAAACGGCACUGAAACGAGCUCUGAAAUCGGCUGUUGUCGUGGAUGGCUUAGCCAAAGGCCUACAUGAAGCUACAAAAGCACUUGACAAGCGUGAAGCAUAUUUUUGUGUGUUAGCGGAAAAUUGCGAUGAGCCGAUGUACACGAAACUUGUGGAAGCACUCUGCAGUGAGCAUCAGAUCCCGCUGAUCAGAGUGAAAGAAAAGAAGCAGCUGGGCGAAUGGAUUGGACUGUGCAAGUACGAUAAGGAGGGAAAAGCACGAAAAGUUUGUCUUUUGCUACAUAUCUAG